AUGCCGGCCAUGCUAGAUGACCCGGCAAGCCCCACCAUUUACCGAGUGUCCGGGACAACGCCGUAUCCGGACCCGAUGAAGCCCGAGCUACCGGCCGACAUCGUCCCGCGUCAAGUGACACUUCGCGAUCGUCAGACCGUCGCCACAAUCAUUCCCUUUGCAUCGCGCCAUGAGGUGCCCCAAUCCCUGGUGCGCUACCUCAGCGACCAACUCAACAAGGAAAUCGAGGGCGGCGACACGUACCCGAUGAUGGAGACCAUGACCGCCGACAAGUUUGGCGCCUACUGGUUCCAGAACUUUGGCGCCAUAAUGCUCCUGGGCAACAUUGAACAUGCCGAUCUCACCAAUGACAUGGACUGGUCCAGGGAGUGUCUCGGGAGCUUCUACAUCAAACCUAACUACCCCGGCCGCAGCAGCCACGUGUGCAACGCAGGAUUCCUCGUCACCGACGCCUCCCGCAACCGCGGCGUCGGCCGCCUGAUGGGCGAAUGCUACAUUGACUGGGCGCCCAAGCUGGGCUACACCUACUCUGUCUUCAACCUCGUCUACGAGACCAAUGUCGCGUCGUGCAAGAUUUGGGACGCCCUGGGCUUCAAGCGCAUCGGCCGCGUCAAGGGCUGCGGCAACCUCAGCUCGUACCCGGGCACGCUCAUCGACGCCAUCAUCUACGGGCGCGACCUCGUCCCCGGCGAGUCGGAGGAUCUCGUGAGUGAAGAGCGUUUCGAGAAGAUCAAGUUUUACCUAAAGUACGGACGGUAUCCGGCGGGUGCUGACCGCGCCGAGAAAAGCAGGCUCCGGAGCGCGGCGACGCAUUAUAAGCUGCUCGAGGUGGAGGGCGGCGGCGACCGGCUGAUGCUCAAGGACAAGGAGGUCGUCCCGGACCCGCGGCGGCAGUACGAGAUUGCGCGCGAGGUCCACGCCGCGGGCCACGGCGGCAUCAACAAGACGACCGCCACCAUUGCCGAAAAGUACCACUGGAGCCGCAUCAAGGAGACGGCGAGCGACGUUAUUAGGAACUGCUCCGAGUGUAAGGAGCUCGGCAAGACGCCUGUACCGGGUGGUAAUGGGGGCGCCAAGGGGAGGUCGGCGGCAGCGUUGGCGGCGGCGGCCGCCGCUGCUGCCGCUACCGCACCUGCACCAGCCGGCCCGACGACCACAGUUUCCUCCCUGAACAAUUCCUUUCAUCACAAUCAUUCUACAUCACCGCCACCGCCGCCACCCCCUUCCACAGUCAUCAGCGCCGCAGACCGCGUCCUCUCGCUCCAACACCAACACCAACACCACCACCUCCCACCCCUCUCGCCACCACGGUCCUCGCCCUACGCGGAAGUCACCUCAAUACCACCGUCCCACACCCUCCGCGACCCGUCCGCGUCGCCCUUACCGCGCCAUCCGCACCACAACCCCAUGUUACAAGACGAAUCUUUCCAGCCCAUUGACCCGCAAAUCAUUGGCGGGCCACCGCCGACGUCGCAUCAUCAUGACCCGUAUAACCCCUAUCACCCGCACCAUACCGACUUCCAGGCGCUGCUCAACGCGACGGAGGCGGAGGAGGAUGAGGAGGAGACGGCGGAGGAGGCGGCGGCGGUGGAUCGGGAUUUGGAUAUGUUGAUUGAGCAAGGGGACGACGAUGACGAGGGCGUGGAUGGGGAUACGGCGAUGGGGGAGAAGGAUGGGAGGGACAAGGACGUGUACUCUAUAGGGCACCCAGCCUCUGCGGUGUUCCUCUGCCAUCUCAACUGUGGGCACGGAGCCGAGCGCCGGCCGGAUGGCAGCUGGUGGGUUACAAUCGGCGGGGGGCCGGGGGCGGGUCACAUCCGUUCGGAAGGUGGCGGGGCGCACUAA
This is a messenger RNA of Colletotrichum orchidophilum, 1845 nucleotides long. RefSeq lists its product as uncharacterized. Lineage: Eukaryota; Fungi; Ascomycota; Sordariomycetes; Glomerellales; Glomerellaceae. Gene Ontology annotation, molecular function: acyltransferase activity, transferring groups other than amino-acyl groups. The transcript is spliced from 2 exons. Bases 1 to 1845 code for a protein of 614 amino acids. The record is from RefSeq and is a predicted model, not a curated record.